Didymodactylos carnosus is the source of this 1004-nucleotide messenger RNA. The record is from the annotation of a GenBank genome assembly. NCBI's taxonomy places the organism in Eukaryota, Metazoa, Rotifera, Eurotatoria, Philodinida, Philodinidae.
AUCGAAUCGAAGCAGCAACUGAAUUAACUCGUAUAGCACCAUUAAUUUCAUUUAAUCUCUGUGAAAAUCAAUUAUCGGCAUUAACAACAACAACCACACCAAUUAUAGGACAAUUAAUUACAAAAGUGUUAAAUAUAGGUGGGACUGGAGUCAAUGUUGUACCCCUAAACAACGUGGAUCCUCCAGAAAUAUUACCAAAUCCAUCGCCACGGAUUCCUGUUGCUCCAUUAUUGAGAAAACAAUACGUGAACUUACUUGUACUAGGUCUUACGCAAUCGGGCAAAUCAUCGCUAUUAAAAUCAUUGUUAAGCAUCCCAACCGACAGUAAUUCAUCGGGUCAAAGAAUUUUAUUUUCAUUACACAAAACAACGAUUGAUCACCUUGUUAUUCGAGCAUGCGAUUUUCAAGGUAUCAAUCAUUUGAAAAUUAAAUACGAAGAUAUAUUACAACAUUUAUUAAACAACGAAAUUUCUCAGCUGGAUCGCAUCAUCAUAUGUUUUAAAUACGAGGAAAAUAUUCAGCCUGAUACACACAUCUAUUUAUUUAUUCUGUUGAACUAUUUAAAACUAAUCGGACUGAAAGGUGAAAAUAUCAUUUUAGCACUCACAUUCUGUGACCACUUCAAAUCUCAAAACGAUAUUCAAGAGUAUGUAGAACGAAUGAAAAUAAAUCCGUUGGUUGGCGAGUUGUUUCAGUAUGCUACUAAAAUUAUACCAAUAAUAACAAAAGGGAAUUUUAAUUAUCGUCAAAUGAUUAUUGAACAAUUAUCAAAUGAAAAUGUUCAACCGGUAUUACUAGAGAAGGCUAAUAACAAGAAUAAUUCUCAGGAAACAUUUUUAACAUUCAUAACAGAUGUAUUAAAUGAAGUACGCGACGAAUAUCACAGAAUUACCGAUGAUCCGAACAUGUCCUACACAGACGAGAUCUGGAAAAAAUUACAAUUAUUAAAAGGGAAGGAGAAUACAUUCGAAUUUGCAGCACAAAUCAAUUGUUUAAUCAGUUAA